This is a messenger RNA of Talaromyces proteolyticus, 902 nucleotides long. RefSeq names its product rRNA processing protein CgrA. Lineage: Eukaryota; Fungi; Ascomycota; Eurotiomycetes; Eurotiales; Trichocomaceae. The transcript has 3 exons. The coding region runs from base 165 to 494 and encodes 109 amino acids. The record is from RefSeq and is a predicted model, not a curated record.
CUUUCAUAGGCUGCCCGGCGUUAUGUGCCGCCGAGAUCCGCUUAUCUGAUCGCGCUAAGAUCAGAGAAUUUCCUCAUUACUCAAUCCAUUAUUAACAGUUAACUUGUAAGUUAUGUUAUGGCUUGACCACGCCAGGAGUCACCUAUUAUAAUCUUUCUGCAACAAUGUCGACUGCAGCGCCUGCCUCCGUGGGCAUGAGGAAAAAUGGGAAGAACUGGCACGCCAGUAAAAAAGCCUUCCGACCCACUGCGGGCCUAAAGUCCUAUGCGAAACGAAUGCAAGAACGAGUCGAUUACUCAAAUAUGAAGGAGCGGGAGAAAGAACUGAGAGACGAGAAACAAGCCGACCGAGAGAAACAUAUCCAAGCCAUCAAAGACAGGAGAGCCGCCAAGGAGGAAAAGGAACGGUAUGAGAAGAUGGCGGAGAAAAUGCAUCGCAAGCGUGUGGAGAGGAGAAGGCGCAGGGAAAAGCGGAACAAGUUGCUUAAUUCUUGAGAAGUACAGAGAUAUGAAGUGCUGGGUUCAUUCAUUGUUUGGAGUUUGGGUUGCUAUUUGCUAUUUGCUAUUUCCUUUCCCUGGAAGGAUAUAUCUUAUACCCGUUUUUACGGCCUUUGAUUAUGUCGCAUGCAAUAGAACGCAUAUUCUGCACUCUAUGAACUUCCGCUUGUACUCGAAUGGAAGUGAAUGGAAGUCGAAAUAGAAAAUACUGCAUAUUGACACAUUUCACAGGAUUAAUCCAGCAUUAUCACGGUGUACUGUAUAUUCUGGCUUUCCUAUGGUACACUACACUCUCUACAUGUGUGCGUUUACUCAGCAUCUCGGCAUGUGAUCUCAACCCGCCAGCAAACCAGUGCACUCCUUCUCGUGUACUAUAUAAUAGCACAGUUGUAAAUAACCUCGUCC